Ctenocephalides felis (cat flea) is the source of this 1701-nucleotide messenger RNA. Its product is annotated as protein tumorous imaginal discs, mitochondrial. NCBI's taxonomy places the organism in Eukaryota, Metazoa, Arthropoda, Insecta, Siphonaptera, Pulicidae. The record is from RefSeq and is a predicted model, not a curated record. The transcript has a single exon. Bases 2 to 1498 code for a protein of 498 amino acids. Gene Ontology annotation, cellular component: mitochondrion. Gene Ontology annotation, molecular function: ATP binding; heat shock protein binding. Gene Ontology annotation, biological process: response to heat; negative regulation of apoptotic process; mitochondrion organization.
CAUGGCCGGUGGAUCAAAGGGUUUUAUAAUGAUGUUGUCGUCAAAAAAAUUACUUUUAUUUGGAAUAACUACUUUUAGUAAAUUACAGUGCAGAAGUUUAUGUUUAAGUUGUGAAAAAUUUAAUAAUCAAUCGUUAUUGAAUGUCAAGAUCAAUAAUUCACAAAAACGUAUUAUUUCACGAGGUUUUCAUCAAACACAUGCAAAACGACGUAAAGAUUACUAUGAAACCCUUGGCGUCUCAAAAAAUGCAUCAGCUAAAGAAAUCAAAAAGGCUUAUUACCAAUUAGCCAAAAAGUACCACCCAGACACUAACAAAAACGAUCCUGAUGCAAGUAAAAAGUUCCAAGCGGUUUCGGAAGCUUACGAAAUUCUAAGCGAUGAUACGAAACGAAAGGAAUAUGACACAUGGGGUAGUACCUCUGAACAGAUGGGCGGCAUGGGGGGAGCAGGCCCUCAAGGCUUCUCACAGAGUUGGAAGUAUCAAUCGACAAUCGACCCUGAAGAACUAUUUCACAAAAUAUUUGGUGAUGCAGGAUUUAAAACUGGAGGUUUUGAUGACUUUGCUGAAUCCAGUUUUGGAUUUGGUGGUGCAAAAGAAGUAUCUAUGAAACUAACAUUCUCUCAAGCUGCACGAGGAGUUAAUAAAGAUAUUAAUGUCAACAUAGUAGAUACUUGUCAGAAAUGCAGAGGUUCCAGGUGUGAGCCUGGCACAAAGCCUGUCAAAUGUACACAUUGUAACGGAACAGGGAUGGAGACUUUAUCCACAGGGCCUUUUGUUAUCAGAAGUACAUGUAGGUAUUGCAAUGGCACUAGAAUGUUUAUUAAAUAUCCAUGUGUGGAAUGUGAGGGCAAAGGGCAAUCUGUGCAACGUAAAAAAAUUACAGUUCCAGUUCCUGCAGGAGUAGAAGAUGGCCAAACUGUAAGAAUGUCUGUUGGUAAUAAAGAAAUAUUUAUAACUUUCCAGGUUGAAAAAUCUAAUUACUUUCGAAGAGAUGGUGCUGAUGUACAUACUGAGGCUGAAAUAUCAAUUGCACAAGCAGUGUUAGGAGGAACCAUUAAAAUCGAAGGUGUUUAUGAAGACCAAAUUAUCCAAAUCAGCCCAGGCACAUCAUCACAUACACGCAUAAGGCUACCUGGCAAAGGCUUGAAACGAGUGAACACUUAUGGAAAUGGUGAUCAUUAUGUGGUGAUUAAAAUUGGUGUUCCGAAGAAACUUUCUAAGAAACAAAAAGAUUUAUUAGAAUCUUAUGCUCAAAUUGAAGAAAACACUCCUGGGCAAAUAUUUGGAGUGUCUUCAUUUAAAACCAAUACAGAAAAAAAUGAAAGUUCAACAGAGGCUAAGGAGACUAAAGAAACAGUUACUGAAAGGGAAUCAACAUCAGAGGAAAAAACUCCGGAAAGCAAAGCAAAUUGCACAAAAGUAGAAGAUGAGGAGAAGAAACCUGAGGAAGAUCCGAAUGGAAUUAUGUCUAAAUUAAAACGUGCUAUAUUUCACUAACACGUGUAACUACAAAAUUAUAACUCAAGUGAUAUGUACAGAUAUAUAUUAUUGGAGAACUAGUAUCUGUUUUUGAAAGUCUUGACAUAACCAUUAAGCUUUCUUGAGCUAUACUUUAUCUACCAAUAACUAACAAGUAGUUAUAAGUAGAGAACUAUUUGAAUGUAUUAAAUUUACAUUGAAUAUAAUAGAAAUUUCCUGUA